Messenger RNA from Vitis vinifera (wine grape), 2929 nucleotides. RefSeq lists its product as uncharacterized. Gene Ontology annotation, molecular function: aspartic-type endopeptidase activity. The record is from RefSeq and is a predicted model, not a curated record. Gene Ontology annotation, biological process: proteolysis. The transcript is spliced from 2 exons. NCBI's taxonomy places the organism in Eukaryota, Viridiplantae, Streptophyta, Magnoliopsida, Vitales, Vitaceae. The coding region runs from base 210 to 2594 and encodes 794 amino acids.
CACGCGGAGACGGUGAGAGAGAGAAAGGUUACUGUGCAUAAAUUAGGGCACUCGCCGGAAUUUUGAUCGGCCGUUUGGACGGCCAAACGAUCUCUGUUUCGGCCCAAAUUUGGAGGAAGUACUCUAUUCGACUAGACGAACAACCCUGCGGUGGCUGAUUUUGUUUUUAACGGCCAAAUUUUCAGAUCUGAGGGUUUGUUAAACUUGAAAUGGCGGGAAGGACCAGAGGAGGAAGAUCAGAGAAGAAUGAGGAGUUGGAGACAGUUAGAGAAGAACUCCGAGAAGUAAGAAGAGAGUUGAGAGAAACUGUUGAAUUGAUGAGAGGCCAGGGUUCCAGGAGAGCAGGAGGUACCCAGGGCUAUGAGGAUUCAGGCCACUCACAUAGGAGGAGCCGCACUGAGAGGCCAGUAAUGAGCCAAAUGGAAGCAAUGAAGAGGUUCAUGGUGAUGCAGCCUCCAUCUUUUAAUGGAGAGCCUAGUGCUGCUGAAGCAGCUGAGCAUUGGUUGAGGAGGAUGAGAAGAAUUCUGGUGGGACUGGACAUACCUGAGGAAAGAAGGGUAGGUUUGGCAGCAUAUAUGCUUGUGGACAAAGCUGAUUUCUGGUGGGAAUCAAUGAAAAGGGUGUAUGAUACUGAGGUUAUGACCUGGGAGGAAUUUGAGAGAAUCUUCCUAGGCAAGUAUUUUGGGGAAGUGGCUAAGCAUGCCAAGAGGAUGGAGUUUGAGCACCUCAUCCAAGGAACCAUGUCAGUGCUGGAGUAUGAGUCACGUUUCUCAGAGUUGUCUCGUUUUGCUUUGGGGAUGAUCAGUGAGGAAGGAGAAAAGGCUAGGAGGUUCCAGCAGGGGUUGAGGCCUGCUAUUAGGAACAGAUUAGUCCCACUGGCAAUAAGGGAUUAUUCUGAGUUGGUUAAGAGGGCUUUGUUGGUGGAGCAGGACAUUGACGAAACCAACCAAAUUCGAGAGCAAAAGGGGGACAGAAAAGGGAAACAAAGAAUGGGGGAAAGUUCUCAAGGGCCACAGCAGAGGCAGAGGACUCAGCAGUUUGAGAGGCGUCCCUCGUUCUAUGCAGGAGGGGAGCAGAUUGCUCAGAGGGCGGUUGCUAAUAGAGUAUGUUAUGGUUGUGGAGCAGGAGACCAUUUAUGGAGGGCUUGCCCAUUGCGAGGCACACAGCAGGCUCGACCUCAGUCUCAGGGAAGUUCUCAGCAACAGUCAGUAGUGUCUUUCCAGCCCCCUCAGUUUCAGUUGCCUUACUAUCAGAUGCCACAAUUACCCCCAGCAGCGCAGGGAACCAGGACAACUACCACGAGUCAGACCCGCUCUUCUCAGGGGUCGAAUGCUAGAGGUAGGGGAAGGCAGGCAGCAGGAAGAGUUUUUGCCUUGACCCCAACAGAGCCAGAGGAGGAUGCCCUUUUGGUGGAAGGUAUGAUUUUGGUAUAUAGUACUUGGGUGCGUGUUUUGUUUGAUACUGGUGCAACUCAUUCUUUCAUUUCUGCAUCUUGUGCUAAUGCAUUGGGGUUGAAAUCGGAAAGGGUAGAGAAUUUGUUACUUAUUGAGUCUCCUAUGGGUACGAACUCUAGAGUUGAUAGAAUAUGCAAGGGGUGUGUUAUUACCUUGGCAGAUAGAGCACUAAAUGUGGAUUUGAGGAUUUUGGAUAUGACUGGGUAUGAUGUUAUUUUGGGAAUGGAUUGGUUGGCAGUGUAUAGAGCGGUUAUUGAUUGUCAUCGCCGCAGGAUAAUAUUUUGUUUGCCAGAGGGAUUUGAGGUUUGUUUUGUUGGAGGGAAGUGUGUUAGUUUGCCUUUUUCGCAGUCCGAUCCGUGCUAUCAGUAUGUGUUGAGGAAAGGAUCAAUAAAUUUCCUAGCUUGCCUUCGUGGUAAGGAGAAAGCCCAGAAGGACAUUACAGAAAUUCCAAUGGUGAGGAAGUUUCAGGAUGUAUUCCCAGAUGAGUUACCAGGUUUACCACCGCAUAGAGAGUUUGAUUUCUCUAUUGAAGUAUACCCAGGAACUGAUCCUAUUUCAGUAUCCCCUUAUAGGAUGGCCCCUCUUGAGUUGAAAGAAUUGAAAACUCAGUUAGAUGAAUUGUUGGGUAGGGGUUUUAUUCGUCCAAGUACAUCGCCAUGGGGAGCCCCAGUGUUGUUUGUGAAGAAGAAGGAUGGCACACUAAGGUUAUGUAUUGACUAUAGGAAGUUGAAUAGAGUUACUGUGAAGAACAAGUAUCCUCUUCCAAGGAUAGAUGACUUGUUUGAUCAGUUGAAGGGUGCAAAGUAUUUUAGUAAGAUUGACUUGAGAACGGGGUAUCAUCAAUUGAGGGUUAGGGAAGAAGAUGUUUCUAAAACUGCUUUUAGAACGAGAUAUGGGCAUUAUGAGUUCUUAGUCAUGCCUUUUGGGUUAACUAAUGCCCCUGCUGCUUUCAUGGAUUUAAUGAACAGGGUAUUUCGUGCUUACUUGGAUCAGUUUGUGAUUGUCUUUGUGGAUGACAUUUUGAUAUACUCCAGGAGUUUGGAGGAGCAUAAGCAGCAUUUGGUGACCACCCUUGGAACUUUGAGAAGGCAUCAGUUGUAUGGGAGUUGGACAAAAGUGAGUUUUGGCGUACUGAAGUGAACUUCUUAGGCCAUGUGGUUUCUGAGGCAGGAAUAGCAGUAGACCAUUCAAAAGUGGAAGCUGUACAGGAGUGGCAAAGGCCUACCAAUGUAUUUGAGGUUAGAAGUUUCUUGGGGUUGGCUGGAUAUUAUAGGAGGUUUGUGGAAGACUUCUCUAGAAUUGCAGCACCAAUGACUCGGUUGACUAGAAAAGGGGUGAAGUUUGAUUGGAAUGAGGAGUGUGAGAAUGCUUUCCAAGAGUUGAAGCGGAAAUUGACCACUGCUCCAGUGUUAACUGCUCCUAUUAGUGGAGAGUUGUUUACAAUUUAUUGUGAUGCUUCCACAGUGGGGUUAGGG